AUGGAAGUGAGAAGCUUUCGACUCAAGUCGUCCCGGCAGUCACCCGAAGUUCCCGGUUCGAAGUGGAGGUCUUCGUUAGGAGCAAGGAGCGACUCAGAGAUUCGCUUUGUGACUCCUGUCGCAGAUGCAAUGAUGGAUACAGGGCCAAUUGAGCUUUUGUUCAAGGCCUUGGUUGGUGAGCCAGCAGGCUUCACGAUACCAACAGCAAAUAAUCCAAUGAUUGAAGAACCCGAGUGGUCUCCUCGGCAGAAGCCGGUUCUUGUUCCUGCCUUCGCCACCAUGGUAAAGAUUAAAAAGAACUCGAAGCGGCAAAAACUGUCGCAGAAAUACAACAUCGAGAAGAAGGUGCGCGAGCAUCGACGGAAGAUGAGGAAAACAGCCAAGCAGACUGGCGGCCCCGUACGGAAAAAACACCGCCGAGAUCCGGGAAUCCCCAAUUCGUGCCCGUUCAAACAGGACAUUCUGCGAACGAUUCAGGUCCGCAAGCAGCAGAAGGAAGCCGCUGCGUCGGCAGAGCGGGAGCGAAGGCUCGGAGAAGCCCGCGAAGGGACUGCAUCUGGCGGGUGCAACGAAGUGGUGCCAGCAGCGGCAGGCGAUGACGGGGACAUGGAGGCCCCGGAGCUGGUCCCUGUGAAUCCUCUCGCAAAACUCCUGGACUCUGCGGAGGAAAGCCAGGCUCGUUUCCGCGCUGCGCAACUGAACGAAAGUGACGAGAACGCCGGGGCCUCACCGUUCGCGUACGAGCUGACCACUCAACAGCAGGUGUACCUCCACCAGCAACAGCGUCAGCAACAGCAACUUCUGCGUCGUGUGCUUCAGCAAGCAGAUGUCAUUAUUGAGGUUCUGGACGCGCGCAUGCCUUCAGCCUUCCGCUGUCCCGCCCUCGAACGCUGGGUCCUCGGCGAAGGCAAAAAACUGAUUCUGGUCAUGAACAAAGUCGACCUCGUUCCCAAAGAAGCCGCUGUCGCCUGGCUCAAGACUCUGCAGAGGGGAGUCGCGCCUGCUCUGGCCUUCAAGAGUGCGGGCGGCAAGAGCGCCGGCGCGCGAAAAAGAGGCGUGAAACGUGGAGGAAAGCGAAAGCUCCAGAACUGGACAGAUGUCGAGCCGUUGGAGGCCAGCGAAAGUUUCCGGAAUGCGAUUGCCUUGGAUCCUACCCUGUGCUGUGUCGUGUUCUGCAUCAUUGAUUCCACUGGUGGACCUGGCGUAUGCGAGUGCUCCUCGGUCGCCCUCGGUGCGCCUGCGCUGCUCCGUCUCCUCAACGCGCUGGCUCAUACCGCGAAUCGCGGAGAAGUGUCCGCCGACCUCGAUCCCACCUCUGAUUCUGCCGCUCCUUCCACCUCCUCUGCCUCGUCCACGCCGAAAGCGAACCUAAUUGUUGGCGUCGUGGGGUAUCCUAAUGUCGGGAAGUCGUCGCUGGUGAACGCGCUCACGCAUUCGUGUUCCGCAGCCGCCGUCGCAGCGUUGCCGGGGAGCACAAAGACGCUUCAGUUUGUUCGGAUUGACAAACACAUUCAGUUGAUUGACUCCCCUGGCGUACUCUUCUCGCCCUCAAAAAACCCCCAAGAUGAUGCUCUGCUGCUGCCGCCGACCUCGGCGUCUCUGGCCAGUUCCCCCAGCGGGUGUCCAGACACACAGGGCGCUCAGGGGUCCGAGAGCUGCUCGGCAUUCAUUCUGCGAAGUCUGCUUCCGGUCCACCGCCUCGAAAAUCCGCAGGAAGUCGCCACCGGCGUCGCAGCCUGGUGUUGCUCAGAAACCCUGCAGCGCCUCUAUCGGUUGGAGGCCUUCUCAUCACCUCAAGAGAUGCUUGCACUCCUGGCGCAUCGCCGAGGCAAGCUGAAGAAGGGAGGCGUGCCCGACCUCGACGCCGCCGCAAAGAUCUUCCUCCAGGACUGGCAAUCUGGCGUCAUCCCGUAUUACACCCUACCCCCGUCCGAUGACUCUCAGCCCAGUGCCGCUGCGGACAUGAAGACCGAGAAGGUCGCCUUCUGGAAGACGCCAGCUGGUGAAGGGGCUGGGGACGCAGUGGCGACAACCCAAAACGCAUCCUCGCCCGCGGAGGUGUAUGCGUCGGUCCUCGCGUCCCAGUGCCAUGCGAUCGAAACGGGUGAAGACACCAUGGGAGAGACAUCGAGAGGACAAGAACCCGGUGUCGUCCGCGUCAGUGUAGACUUUAACCGGGCAAAGAACGAGCCGCAAAGACCCUACAUGCUCCUGCGCUUCGGCCCCGUUGCCGUUGACUCUGCCAAACGCCCCGGCACCUCGGCGCUGUCUUUGUCGCCUUCUGCGGUCGGCCGAGGCCGGGACGCGAAGACACAUAUGGGCGCGGAGAGCGACGACGCGGUGAGCGCCGAAGCGUCGCGCCGCGCAGAAACCCGGAAAGAGGCGGCGGCCGCCGCAGUCAGCAAGAAGGAGCGCAUGCCACACGUGGUGGCCAUGGCGAAAAACAAGCAGGCCGCAAAGAAAAACCGGAAACUCGCGAACAAACUUCAACGCCUCGUCGGGGAAAUGGCUGCCGGCGGAGACGAAGACGCGUCGAUGGAUGUGAGUGUUGAAGUCGCGCAUGGCGGGCGAUGCGUUUCAUCAAUAUCGCUUUUGGCUGGACACGCGCUCGGGAUAAUCUUCCGCUUGAUGCUCUCGCUCUGGGUUGCGUCGAACCUGCUUGAUCUUCGUUGCCCCUCGCUUCCCAUCGCGUCAUUUUUGACUCCAACUUAA
Messenger RNA from Neospora caninum, 2712 nucleotides. Its product is annotated as putative GTPase domain containing protein. Gene Ontology annotation, cellular component: nucleolus. The record is from RefSeq and is a predicted model, not a curated record. Bases 1 to 2712 code for a protein of 903 amino acids. Gene Ontology annotation, molecular function: GTP binding. NCBI's taxonomy places the organism in Eukaryota, Apicomplexa, Conoidasida, Eucoccidiorida, Sarcocystidae. The transcript is spliced from 11 exons.